Molecule: messenger RNA, 2010 nt
Organism: Knipowitschia caucasica
Lineage: Eukaryota; Metazoa; Chordata; Actinopteri; Gobiiformes; Gobiidae
Source: the annotation of a GenBank genome assembly
AUGCGUCUGGCUUAUAUCCGCAACAUAAAGCCUAUGUAUUGCACUCCCGAAUGCAUCCAGAAGGACAUUGAUUCUGCCACUAGAGAGAAUAAACCACAGCCCACAGGGUACCCAGAGAAAGACACUGAGGUGGAACAUUCUCCUUCGCCACCACCACCAUCACCACACACUGGCAAAGACUCCGAUAAUGACACAGAACCCAUUUAUUCCGAGGACUACCUCUCUGAGCAGGACCACAGCAGGGAUGAGUGUUCUUCCCCACCACACACCUGCAGGGAUGGUGACUCCAAUCCCAUGAGCCCUGCAGACUAUAACCACCGUGACAUGGAGGUGGUCAGUGAGGAGGUUGGUGUCUCUGAGACUUUUGCCCUGCAGACUUUAACCACCGUGACAUGGAGGAGGGUCAGUGAGGAGGUUGCUGUCUCUGAGACUUUUGCUACGCCGCGCCCCACGCUGCGUCUCAAGCUACGCCGCGCCCCACGCUGCGUCUCAAACCGACGCUGCGCCUCAAGCUACGCCGCCCACGCCGCGUCGCAAACCGACGCUGCGUCUCAAGCUACGCCGCGCCCACGCUGCGUCCCUAACGCCGCAGUUGCGCCUCACCGACGCCGCGCCUCAAGCUACGCCGCGCCCCACGCUGCGGCUCAAGCUACGCCGCGCCCCACGCUGCGUCUCAAGCUACGCCGCGCCCCACGCUGCGUCUCAAAAAGACGCUGCACGCUGCGCCCCACGCUGCGUCUCAAGCUACGCCGCGCCCCACGCUGCGUCUCAAGCUACGCCGCACCCCACGCUGCGUCGCAAACCGACGCUGCGUCGCAAACCGACGCUGCGUCUCAAGCUACGCCGCGCCCCACGCUGCGUCUCAAACCGACGCUGCGCCUCAAGCCACGCCGCGCCCCACGCUGCGUCGCAAACCGACGCUGCGUCUCAAGCUACGUCGCGCCCCACGCUGCGUCUCAAGACGCCGCUGCGUCCCUAACGCCGCAGUUGCGCCUCACCAACGCUGCGCCUCAAGCUACGCCGCGCCCCACGCUGCGUCUCAAGCUACGCCGCGCCCCACGCUGCGUCUCAAGCUACGCCGCGCCCCACGCUGCGUCUCAAGCUACGCCGCGCCCCACGCUGCGUCUCAAGCUACGCCGCGCCCCACGCUGCGUCUCAAACCGACGCUGCGCCUCAAGCUACGCCGCGCCCCACGCCGCGUCGCAAACCGACGCUGCGUCUCAAGCUACGCCGCGCCCACGCUGCGUCCCUAACGCCGCAGUUGCGCCUCACCGACGCCGCGCCUCAAGCUACGCCGCGCCCCACGCUGCGGCUCAAGCUACGCCGCGCCCCACGCUGCGUCUCAAGCUACGCCGCGCCCCACGCUGCGUCUCAAACCGACGCUGCGCCUCAAGCUACGCCGCGCCCCACGCUGCGUCUCAAGCUACGCCGCGCCCCACGCUGCGUCUCAAGCUACGCCGCGCCCCACGCUGCGUCGCAAACCGACGCUGCGUCGCAAACCGACGCUGCGUCUCAAGCUACGCCGCGCCCCACGCUGCGUCUCAAACCGACGCUGCGCCUCAAGCCACGCCGCGCCCCACGCUGCGUCGCAAACCGACGCUGCGUCUCAAGCUACGUCGCGCCCACGCUGCGUCUCAAGACGCCGCUGCGUCCCUAACGCCGCAGUUGCGCCUCACCGACGCUGCGCCUCAAGCUACGCCGCGCCCCACGCUGCGUCUCAAGCUACGCCGCGCCCCACGCUGCGUCUCAAGCACCAACGCUGCGCCUCAAGGCACUACAACAGGUAGAAACGACGGACCGGACGGUGACCGAAACACCAAGAGGACUGCGUGCUUCGACUUGUUUUCUCUUCUACCCGAAGCUGAAAACACACACCCAUCCUUGAGCCUUUAUCUUUCGAUAUCUAAUGGUGAAAGGAAUUCAAUACUUAUACAAAUUCAGAGAUUUCCAUCAUUUUUCAAACCCAUCCUUGCACUUUUUGUUCACUUCCUCAUUUACAUCUACUUUUGA